CAAAAUGCACGCCACUGUUCACAAAAAUGUAUGAAGUAUCCCUAAACAAUCAAUUUCCUCAUAUGUCCAUCUCCAGAAACUGCGAUUAUCGGGGCUGAGAAAUCUGUGGGACUGUAAUCGAUUUUAAUGGGGUCGUGGAUUGUUGGUAAUUGGCCUUCCUUCGACCCCCACAACUUCAGCCAACUUCGCCCCAACGAUCCGUCUGCUCCUUCCAAGAAGACACCAAUUACAUAUCAUCCAACUCAUGAACGAACUCUUCCACCUCCUGACCAAGUAAUAUCUUCGGAUGCCAAAAACAUACUUCUGAGGCAAUUCUAUGAGCGUGGUGAUGAAAAGUUGAGACCAAAGAGAGCUGCCCCUGAGAAUCUGGCACCCGAGCAAGAAUGCAAGCAUCCAAGAGCUUCUUCUUCAGACCCUCUAUCAUGAUUGAUUCAUGAGUAAUUAAGUAUGCAUGCAUAAAUCAUAAUGCAUUGCACAUUGAUGUAAAUAUAAUUGGUCGUUGAUGCUAUAUGUGUUGUAUGUUUUUGGGAAGCUAUGAGAUCUAGAGCCAAUUGUUAAUGCUUCAUGGUGUGUACUUUCAGCUACACAGACUUGUACAAUUUG
Molecule: messenger RNA, 603 nt
Organism: Lactuca virosa
Lineage: Eukaryota; Viridiplantae; Streptophyta; Magnoliopsida; Asterales; Asteraceae
Source: the annotation of a GenBank genome assembly